Myotis lucifugus (little brown bat) is the source of this 3494-nucleotide messenger RNA. RefSeq names its product transmembrane protein 30B (gene CDC50B). Gene Ontology annotation, cellular component: Golgi apparatus; endoplasmic reticulum; plasma membrane. The record is from RefSeq and is a predicted model, not a curated record. Gene Ontology annotation, biological process: phospholipid translocation. NCBI's taxonomy places the organism in Eukaryota, Metazoa, Chordata, Mammalia, Chiroptera, Vespertilionidae.
UCAAGUCUCCAGGACCCGCGGGACAAUCCCUCUUGCGCUGUAGGCUGCAGCUCCUGUAAUUUUGGGAAAGACUGGCCCAGGCACUCUAAGCCCCGGGGAAGGCAGAGGGAAGGUGGUACCUGAGCAAGGUGUGAGCCAUUCAGAGGCAGCCCGGGGCCGCCACUCACCUGGAGGAGGAGGAGCUGGCGUCCAGACCCACCCGGACCCAGAGGAAACGCGAGCCUCGGCCGGCCAGGUGAGGAAGGGAACGCCCGCCCCGUCGCCUCCGGAAGCCGGAGCAGCUCCCGAUUACCAGCAGGGGCGGAGCCGGCCCGGGCCACCUGAGCCGAAGCGAAACUGUGGGGUCUGGUCGGUGCACCCAGAACCCGGAACUUAGACUCACCUGUGCGAGGGCCAGAGGCGGGGCCGGGCCAAAACUCACCUGCGCCCGCGGAAAACUGACCGGGAGUAGCCCCCGGGAUCGCCCAGCGCGGAGGCGGAGGCGGAGGCGACCGGCCGGCCCCACCUGAGCCACCCUCCGUCCGCCCGUGCGCCCCUGCCGGCGGGGCCGCCAUGACCUGGAGCGCCACGGCGCGGGGCGCCCACCAGCCCGACAACACCGCGUUCACGCAGCAGCGCCUCCCCGCCUGGCAGCCGCUGCUGUCGGCCAGCAUCACGCUGCCGCUCUUCUUCUGCGCGGGCCUGGCCUUCAUCGGCCUGGGCCUGGGCCUCUACUACUCGUCCAACGGCAUCCAGGAGCGCGGGUACGAACUACACGGGCAACCCGGCACCGGCGACUGCUCGCUGUGCGGCGUGGCCGACCAGGACCGCGCGCCGCCGCCCAGCUGCCGGUGCGCCUGGAACUUCUCGCUGCCCGAGCUCUUCCAAGGCCCCGUGUACCUCUACUACGAGCUCACCAACUUCUACCAGAACAACCGGCGCUACGGCGUGUCCCGCGACGACGCGCAGCUGAGCGGGCUGCAGAGCGCCCUGCGCCACCCGGUCAACGAGUGCUUCCCCUACCAGUUCAGCGCCAAGGGCGUGCCCAUCGCGCCCUGCGGCGCCAUCGCCAACAGCCUCUUCAAUGACACCUUCACGCUGUGGCACCAGCGCCUGCCUGGCGGGCCCUACGUCGAGGUGCCGCUCGACCGCACCGGCAUCGCCUGGUGGACCGACUACCACGUCAAGUUCCACAACCCGCCGCUGGUGAACGGCAGCCUGGCGCUGGCUUUCAGGGGCACCACGCGCCCGCCCAACUGGCCCGUGCCGGUCUACCAGCUCAGCCCCGACCCCAACAACACCGGCUUCAUCAACCAGGACUUCGUGGUGUGGAUGCGCACGGCGGCGCUGCCCUGGUUCCGCAAGCUGUACGCGCGCAUCCGCCAGGGCAACUACUCCGCCGGCCUGCCGCGCGGCAACUACCGCGUCAACAUCACCUACAACUACCCGGUGCGCGCCUUCGGCGGCCACAAGCGCAUCAUCCUCAGCAACAUCUCCUGGAUGGGUGGCAAGAACCCCUUCUUGGGCAUCGCCUACCUGGUCGUCGGGUCCCUCUGCAUCCUCACGGGCUUUGUCAUGCUGGUCGUCUACAUUCGCUACCAGGACCAGAACGACGAGGCUGAGGACCAGGAGUGAUACCUGCUUUCAAAGCAUCCGUCCUGCUUCUUGCCAAAACUCUCUUGCAAGCUUCUCCCCCUCGCCCCUGCGCCCCUCACCCAGUUCCAACCUAGCCUCACUUUUCCUCCUGUGUGGAUGAGGGGACCAGAGGGAGUCAUUGCACCCUAUUGGGGGCUACCAGACUUGUUGGGAUGUUUGGGCUGUGGGAUAUGACCACCUUGCAAGAUCUCCCCAGCUCCUUCACGAUUUACCGAGUUGACGCGUUAGGUUUUAAGUUCCGUAGCAUUUGAGAACGAAAGGGACAGUAGAGACUCCUUUUUCAUCUAUUUAAUGAAGAGACAGACCUGGAGGUGUUAAAUAACUCAUUCAAGAUCAGGCAGCUACUCUUUGGCUCCUAACUCUGAUUCCGGAGCAUUUACCACUACGACAGUGGUUUCAUUCCUUUUUUGGCGGGGGUCGGGGUCGAGAGUGAAGCCCACAAAUAGCCUGCAGAGAUAUGAAGAUGUGGGGAAGACCAUGCGUGUUUAAUAUGUAGGUAGAUUAGGAGGCACCAUCCCCAGCGAUUCUAACACAGUGAGGCCUCGGUGAGACCCUUGAAGCUGCGUUUCAAGCCCCUCCGGAGAUUCCUCCUGAAUCAGGAAACAAGUAGAAUACUGAUUGUUUCCCGAUUUCCCCCUGUGCCUGGGGCUGGGCCUGAAGCAAUCCCCUGAGCCCAGCUUUUCAGGUAGUCCUUUAUUCCCAGGGCCAGUGGCAACAGGUGUUGCAGGUUUGGUCUAGCACUCCUCCUUGAACCCGGAAGGGAACGUUUUAAUCUUAGAAUCAGGUGGCUGGAAAGGAUCUUAGAGGGAAAGUGAUUUUUCUAAGUCUUAUCUGUGUCUCCUGAGUUCCGACUCAGUCCUCUGUGUCAUUAAAUUAUGUCUUAUGCUUAAAGAGAAAGGGCUAAGUUCCUACCUUUUCCCUUAGGUCUAAGAAAACAACAACAACACUUUUUAAUUUAUGUUCUUCAAUGGAGCUGGUUUGUUCCUACUAAUUAUGUUUAAAUGAAUGCUAAGGACUAUACUAGUAGUCUUAUGUAAGUAGAAUCAUACGAAUUAUUUGAACAUUUGAGAUGUUAAAUUCUGACUACUCUAAAAAUAUCCUAAUAUAUACAAAGUUAUUCUAAGAAGCAAAAGAAUUUUUAAAACACUUUUUUAUGGCUAAGGAACUUAAGAAAAAAACACCUUAGUGAUAUCAUGUUAACCAGUUUGCCGGCUGAAAGUGGUUAUAUGGUAUCCUGUCAGUGUCUGCUCUUACAGCUCCUUCCCAGUUACUACUGGUUUUGCUCAGGCCUGUAAAGCAAUGCAAGGCCUUGGAGGAGUUUCCUUUUAGUAGUCAAAGAAAUACUGAAUUGUAUUGAGUAUUUAACAUUAAUUUUGUUUUACUCUAGUUCUUUAAAAAAUAAUGAUGGGUGGAUAGCACGCAAAUUCAUGACAUCUGGUCAGAUCUUCAGGAAUGUGAUUUCAGAGAUUCUGUUCCACUACUUGCAUAACAAAUAUAUAUAUUUUAGCAAUUCCAGGGUGUUGGUUUCCCAACACCCUGAAGGUGACACAAUUGUAUGUCAGAUUUUAGGCUAUGAAAAUAUGAUCAUUAUAUAGAGGAAUUUUUAUUUAUUAUGAAUGUUUAAUUCAGCAGCUCACUAGCUUAGUUAGCCCUUCUUUAUGUUGGAUAAGAGAAUUUACUCCAUUUUUUUUACUAUGUAGCUGAGAGCAAUAAUGUAUUUUGCUAUCAGUUGUACAGUAUUCAGUCUAUUGCUGUAAAAUUUUAAGUGAGACUGCAAAAUGUAAGGUAUCUGAUUAAAUCAGUGAAUCAGGCCCUGUUCUCUGGGUUUUUGAAAAAGAAUAAAGGUUAUGUUUGUUUUA